Molecule: messenger RNA, 357 nt
Organism: Danaus chrysippus (African queen)
Lineage: Eukaryota; Metazoa; Arthropoda; Insecta; Lepidoptera; Nymphalidae
Source: the annotation of a GenBank genome assembly
AUGAUUGAGGUAGAUGACAAACCCAAACAGAACAGGCUAUAUCCGUCUACAGUGGGAGAGGUCUCAGAUCUAGUAGGAGAGGACUCUGUGACAUCUGACGAGGAGUUGAAGUCAGGCACCAUGACAAAGACAUUACCACAACGGCAGAGAAAACAACCUGAUAGGUUGGGAUUAAUGUGCACAGAACAGAAUAAAAAUUAUUUCACCACUGAAAUCACAUUUGAAGAAGCAUUACAAGGUCUUGAGAGGGAGCAUUGGGUCCAGGCUGUCAAAGAAGAGCUGAAAAGCUUUGUAGACAACAGUGCAUGGGAAGAAGUUGAUAUUCCUGUAAAUGGGAAUAUAGUAAAGUGCAAAUGA